CUAUUCAUUCUACUUUGCUACUUGAUUCUCACAUCUAUGUGCCACCAUCUCUCUCCCUCCCUUUUCUUUACCCUAAAAAAGGGCACCCAUUUCCUUCAUAAGGCCCUCUCCUUGAGCAGUCGCUUCAGCCCCCAAGACUCAUAGAGAGAGAGAGUGAGGAGGUGACAGGAGAGGGGAGAAAAAGGACCGCUUCAUUUUCACUCUGUAGUGUCUCUGUUCUUAUAUUUCUUCAAAAACCAUUCUUUGGUCUUCAAUUCUUUGAUUAUAAUCAGAAAAAAUCCAAACACUUCUAUACGCAUAGAGCUCACGUUUUUGUUAAAUAGUGAGGUUUUUCAUUUUUGCAAUGGCACCAAGUUUUGAUUGUGCAGUUUCGAGCCUACUAUGUGCGGAGGAUAACAACAGCAUCUUUUAUGAUAACGAUUGUUUUGGGGGGUUGGGGGGUGAGUUUGAGAUGACAAGGGAUCAUAGAAAUCAUCGAAAUUUGAAUCAAAACAGAGGCUUUUAUGAUGGAAAUGCUCUGCCAUUGCAGAGUGAGGAGUGUUUGGCUUUGAUGGUUGAAAAAGAACACCAGCACAUGCCUAAUGCUGAUUAUCUGAAGAGGCUGCAGAGUGGAGAUUUGGAGAUGGGGGCUAGAACAGAAGCUGUUGAUUGGAUUGGAAAGGUUCAUUCCCAUUUUGGUUUUGGACCUCUUUCUGCAUAUUUAUCAAUAAAUUACUUGGACAGAUUCCUCUCUUCCUAUGAAUUACCAAAGGGAAAAGCUUGGAUGAUGCAAUUACUGGCUGUGGCAUGUCUCUCACUUGGAGCCAAAAUGGAGGAAACAGAAGUCCCUUUGUCUCUAGAUCUGCAGGUGGGUGAAUCUAAAUUUGUCUUUGAGGCUAGAACCAUACAAAGAAUGGAGAUCUUAGUCUUGAGCACUUUGAAAUGGAGAAUGCAAGCAGUUACGCCAUUCUCAUUCAUAGACUAUUUCAUUCACAAGCUCAAUGAUGAUGAUGAUGAUCAUUUCCGACAUAGUACUUCAAUAUUGAGAUCAACCCAACUCAUAUUAAGCACAACAAAAGGGAUUGACUUCUUGGAAUUCAAGCCUUCUGAUAUUGCAGCAGCAGUGGCAAUAUCUGUUGCAAGGGAAAGCAAAACAGUGGACAUUGAUAAAGCAAUAUCUGCUCUUGCUCAGCAUGUACAAAAGGAGAAAGUAUUGAAGUGUAUGGAAUUGGUUGAUGAAUUGGUGGGUGGGUCCUUGAAGGGCAGUGGUGCAAGUGGUGCAGUCCCAUCCGUGCCACAAAGCCCCAUUGGAGUGUUAGAUGCAGCAUGCUUGAGUUAUAAAAGCGAUGACACAGCAGUUGGGUCAUGUGCAAAUUCUUCCCAUAAUUCUCCCGAGACCAAAAGGAGAAAGCUAAAUAGACCCUUUGAAGUUGAGCUAUAAAAAAGUGAGGAUGAAAAUAGGAUUAUCACACAAAACCCAAAUAUGUUUGCUUAUUUAUUUUCUUUUAUUUUCUUUUUUAAUGGUAGUUCUGGUGUGUUUAUUAAGAAAUCAAAAGAAAAAGAGGAAUAAGUUGGGUCAUGGGUGGAGUAUGGAUGAUGCAAAAAGGGAGAAUGGAAAUGCUAUUAGCAUGGAGAGGAAGUCACCAGCUGUUAAUAUAUUAGACUUCUUAAC
Molecule: messenger RNA, 1651 nt
Organism: Rubroshorea leprosula
Lineage: Eukaryota; Viridiplantae; Streptophyta; Magnoliopsida; Malvales; Dipterocarpaceae
Source: the annotation of a GenBank genome assembly